AUGCCAAGCUCUCACAGUCCAACGUUUGAGCGUGCAAGGCCGAACUUAUACCUGGCGAAGCCGAGAACCGAUAAAGGACGGCAUAUUCGGCGUCUCCUCGUUGCGAACCGUGGCGAAAUAGCCUGCAGGGUCGUGGCGACAGCACAGGCUCUAGGUAUCGCUUGCAUCGUCGUCUACACAGAGGAGGAUCGUGACAGCUUGCACGCAAGUGUUGGACAGGAAGCGAUAUGCCUUGGGCAUGCGUCUCAAGGCCAGCAGAGCCCAUAUCAGGACAUCAAUUUACUGGUCCAGACAGCCCUCGAUGUCCGCGCCGAUGCGGUUCACCCUGGAUACGGCUAUCUCAGCGAAAAUGCUGACUUUGCUAGAGCUAUUGUGGCUGCUGGCUUGAUCUGGGUUGGGCCUUCCCCGGAAUCCAUUCUGGCAUUGGGAGACAAGCGCGAAGCUAAGAACUUCCUGCUCACGCAUGUGCCCGAGGCCCCAUUGAUCCCAGGGUACAAUGGUUCGAGUCAAGACGAAGCGAUAUUGGCCGCAGAGGCGGAAAGAAUUGGCUAUCCCAUCCUGAUCAAAGCUGCCGCUGGAGGAGGAGGUCGUGGGAUGAGGAUCGUGCACCACGCAGGGGAUCUCCACGAAGAACUCAACCGUGCCCAAUCCGAAGCUCUACGUUCCUUUGGCUCUGCGGACUGCUUGCUGGAGAAGUACAUCGAGCAUGGCAAGCACAUCGAAAUCCAGAUUGUGGGCGAUGCGAAUGGCGACGUCUUGUCGUUGUAUGAGCGAGAGUGUUCCAUCCAAAGAAGGCACCAGAAAGUUGUAGAAGAGGCGCCUUCACCGUGGCUUCCAGAUAUUGUCCGGACCAGGAUGGUAAAAACUGCCCAAUUGAUUGCCAAAUCGAUGGCGUAUGAAAACGCUGGCACGGUGGAGUUCAUGGUUGACGUUCGAACGGGUGCAUUCUACUUCCUGGAAGUCAAUACCAGGAUCCAGGUCGAACACCCAAUCACGGAGAUGACCACAGGGGUUGACAUCGUGGCCCUACAGCUCUACAUUGCUUCGGGGGGUCUUUUAGCGGAAGACGAUACUCUCAGAGAGGGAAUACAAUCAACUCUCGGCCACGCAAUCGAGUGUCGUCUAUGCGCUGAGGAUCCCGGGAAAGAUUUCCUACCAGAUUCCGGUCUCAUACUUCGCUGGACUCCAGGGACAGAGUUUCUCGAGCACUCUGAACGACAGGGCGUACGGUUCGAGACGGCACUGCAGACGGGUGCAAAGGUUAGCGUCUUUUUCGACUCUAUGAUUGCAAAGAUCGUGGUGUGGGCAACUACCCGCCAGGAAGCAAUUUCAAAGAUGCUCAAUGUUCUUAAACACACGGUCUGCAUCGGAGUCAAGACCAACCAGCAUUUUCUGCAGCAAUGCUUGCUCCAACCAGACUUUGUCGACGGGACCUACUCGACGCAGUUCAUCUCCCAGCAUGGGCCGGACUUGCUCCAUUUUGAGCUCCCAGAGUCUUUCUCGGAUCACGCGAUGCGAGCGAGCAUUGUGCCUACUCUUCUGGCACGACGUGUGACUCCCGAGCGGCGAUACCGGCCCUUCAGCAGCAUUCGUACCGGAUUUCGCAAUCAGAUCCAUGACCAGAGUAACAGGCUGACAGAUAUCGUGUCUGUCCAGAGCGUGGCGACGAGGCCCGCCGAGGAUGCGGACUUGUUUUUCUACAUCAACUGGCUUCAAGGAGGCAACUCCGUAGACUGUGACCUGUACAAUAUUCAGCCUUUCAGCAUUAAAGACCCAACGUUAGAAGUUAAGAAAAGUCGACGAGAUGGCGAGAGCGACAGUGCUCCCUUCAUCAGACACUUUCGGCAGAUCUUUGCGAACAUGUCGGACAGCCAGGACCCGGCGUCAUCCCCGACUCGCAAAGCGCGUGUGGUACAGUCCUCAUACCGUCAAACCGUGGAGAACACCACAGCCACUGGGUCAAACAAACCCGGCAAAUUGGAGUGGGCAAUAUCUGACCUCGUCGUUGAGAAUGGCAAUAGAAGACAAUCCUAUUAUGUCGCGACCAGCCCUCUAAGCGGGACGGCCGUUGACGAAAGGCGACCACGUCGUCUAUACUGCCACAUCCCGGCGCUAGGUACCAACAUAAUGCUCGAGCAGUAUUCAAUGCUCUCUUUUGCAGAGUCUCGUCGUCAGUAUUUUAGGGGUAGGGACGCGCUGGACUCUGACCCAGAGCGAACAUACAAGGCUCUCAUGCCAUGCAAAGUGCUCAGGGUGAUGAAGCAGAAUGGUGAGGCCGUCAAAGUUGGCGACGUGCUUCUGAUUGUCGAGUCGAUGAAGAUGGAAAUGAAGGUCUCGGCCAUGGCAGAUGGGCUGUUCCGGUCAACGUUAGCGACGGGCGAUGCUGUUGAGGAAGACUCUGUUCUAUGUCAGGUUCUACAAGAAGGAUCUGCAGUCGACAAAGGUGGUCAGGGUGGGCAGUAG
Molecule: messenger RNA, 2463 nt
Organism: Fonsecaea nubica
Lineage: Eukaryota; Fungi; Ascomycota; Eurotiomycetes; Chaetothyriales; Herpotrichiellaceae
Exons: 1
Coding region: 1-2463 (820 amino acids)
Cellular component (GO): mitochondrion
Molecular function (GO): ATP binding; methylcrotonoyl-CoA carboxylase activity; metal ion binding
Source: RefSeq, a predicted model, not a curated record